Akanthomyces muscarius is the source of this 1719-nucleotide messenger RNA. RefSeq lists its product as uncharacterized. The transcript has a single exon. Gene Ontology annotation, molecular function: protein binding. The coding region runs from base 1 to 1719 and encodes 572 amino acids. Lineage: Eukaryota; Fungi; Ascomycota; Sordariomycetes; Hypocreales; Cordycipitaceae. The record is from RefSeq and is a predicted model, not a curated record.
AUGCGACGUGCCACGACGGCCAACGGCUUUACCAUAACACCAACUUCCAGUCGAUUUCGCGACUCCCCGAACAGAGGUGAUGCAGAAUACCUGACCGCCCGAAUUCCCCCCUCGGCCAUGGUAGACUCGGGCAAGGAGGCCCGCUCGCCCGCCGCGAGCAGUGCCAAACCAUCGAUGGCUGCGCACCGCUCACACAAGAGCCUCGUGAGCUCCCCCAACGAGCGGACCGAGAUAUACGAAGACUCGGACGAAUCCGAUGACUCUGACGAAGAUGAGGAAGACGACCAGCCGCCGUCCCAGCAGGCGCUGCCCAGAAGCCACACGCCCGGUCACCUCGCCAGCAAGAGCGUCAACGACCGAAGCGCGGGCGCCGCCGCCAAGCAGGCCGCCGAGCUCGCCGUCCGCCAGAGAUCGCAGUCGGCGUCCCAGGUGCCCCCGCGGCCCUCGACCGCUGGUGGCAGUAGCAAAAAGAGCUAUCCCAAGCAGCCACCGCCACCGCCGCCGCCAGCCUCCGCCGAGAAGGACUCCCCGGGCGACCACGAGAGAGACUUGAAACGAGGCUAUGGGCGCACAACGUCGGUGUUGACGUCCAAAUCAAACGCCGCCGCGGCUUCGUCGUCGUCGAGGAGCACGUCGGCUACGCUGUCGCAGGUUCCCAAGGGUGAGCAUGUGGCGUUCCCGCCGCUGCAGGACCCCAAGGACGCGCCAGACAUUGCGCCGGCGCCGGCGUCGGGCAUGUACUGGUCCAAGGCGCCCACGUCUGGCGCGGCACACUCGAACCUGCGCGCGCACACGACGACGCUCAUUGGCUCCAACAUAUACAUCUUCGGCGGCUGCGACGCGCGGACGUGCUUCAACACCAUGUACGUGCUCGACGCCGACGCCUUCUACUGGUCGGUGCCGCACGUCGUCGGCGAGAUCCCCAUGCCGCUGCGCGCCAUGACCUGCACGGCGGUGGGCAAGAAGCUCGUCGUCUUUGGCGGCGGCGACGGCCCGACCUACUACAACGACGUCUACGUGCUCGACACGGUCAACUUUCGCUGGACCAAGCCAAAGAUUGUCGGCGAGCGCGUGCCGUCGAAGCGGCGCGCGCACACGGCCUGCCUCUACAAGAAUGGCAUCUACGUCUUUGGCGGCGGCGACGGCGUCCGCGCCCUCAACGACAUAUGGCGGCUCGACGUCGGCGACAUGACCAAGAUGUCGUGGAAGCUCAUCUCGGGGCCGGAAAAGACACCGCAGUCCGGUGCUAAGGACCCCGCGCGCCGGCCCAAGGCGCGCGGCUACCACACGGCCAACAUGGUGGGCAGCAAGCUCAUCAUCUACGGCGGGUCCGACGGCGGCGAGUGCUUCGACGACGUGUGGGUGUACGACGUCGAGACGCAUGCGUGGAAGGCCGUGCCCAUUCCCGUCACCUACCGACGGCUCUCGCACACGGCCACCAUUGUCGGCUCUUACCUCUUUGUCAUCGGCGGCCACGACGGCGGCGAGUACUGCAACGACGUGCUGCUGCUCAACCUCGUCACCAUGACCUGGGACAAGCGCCGCGUCUACGGCCAGAGCCCGACCGGCCGCGGCUACCACGGCACCGUCCUGCACGACAGCCGCCUCAUGGCCGUCGGCGGCUUUGACGGGAGCGACGUGUUUGGCGACGUUCACAUCCUGGAGCUGGCGGUGCAUGCGUACUAUUCGCAGAUUAGUCACUUUACGAUUGAGGUGUAA